Molecule: messenger RNA, 813 nt
Organism: Fusarium poae
Lineage: Eukaryota; Fungi; Ascomycota; Sordariomycetes; Hypocreales; Nectriaceae
Exons: 2
Coding region: 1-813 (270 amino acids)
Biological process (GO): mRNA splice site recognition
Cellular component (GO): U1 snRNP; U2-type prespliceosome
Molecular function (GO): mRNA binding
Source: RefSeq, a predicted model, not a curated record
AUGGCCGCUGAACAGAGAAAGCUGCUCGAGCAGCUCAUGGGCGCAUCGUCAACAUCUCGCGCUGCUCAGCUGUCUCUCACAGACCCCAAAGUCUGUCGCUCCUACCUCGCAGGUACAUGUCCACACGACUUGUUCACGAACACGAAGCAGGACAUUGGUCCUUGUCCAAAGGUGCACAAUGAGGGAUUAAAAACCGAAUAUGAAGCUCUGUCAGACAGAGAGAAGCAGAAAUACGGAUUUGAGUACGAUUAUAUGCGUGAUCUGCAAAAGUACAUCGAUGAUUGUAACCGAAGAAUCGAUGCUGCGCAGAGGCGAUUGGAGAAGACACCUGAUGAGAUUCGACAGACCAACGUUCUACUCAAAAGCAUAUCCGAACUCACAGAGUCCAUAAACAACGGCCUCCUCGAAGUCGAAGUCCUCGGUUCCAUGGGCGAAGUCUCCCGUGCCCAAGACGAGCUUUUCCGCGUCCGCCAAGCCUCCCAAUCCAAAGCCGAUCGCGAAAAGGAGCUCAAGGCUCUUUCCGACACAUCAGGUCCUUCAGGUCAUCAGAAGCUUCAGGUCUGCGACGUCUGCGGUGCCUACCUGAGUAGACUUGACAACGAUCGUCGACUGGCCGAUCACUUUUACGGCAAAAUGCAUUUGGGAUAUGCGCAGAUGCGAAAGACAUACGAUGCAUUUCCCAAGGAGAUGAAGGGCCGCUCGAGGGCGCCAAUAGACGACGAUGGUCCUGGCAUGGGCGGGCCCAGAGGACCGCGCGGUUCAGGAGGCUACAGGAGUGGUCGCGGUGGAAGGGGAUACCGUGGAGGUUGGUAG